This is a messenger RNA of Pseudomyrmex gracilis, 2333 nucleotides long. RefSeq names its product small ubiquitin-related modifier 3-like (gene Sumo). The transcript is spliced from 3 exons. The record is from RefSeq and is a predicted model, not a curated record. Gene Ontology annotation, biological process: protein sumoylation. Gene Ontology annotation, molecular function: ubiquitin-like protein ligase binding; protein tag activity. Bases 207 to 485 code for a protein of 92 amino acids. Lineage: Eukaryota; Metazoa; Arthropoda; Insecta; Hymenoptera; Formicidae. Gene Ontology annotation, cellular component: nucleus.
GCAAGAUGGCAACGUUGUCGCAGUUUUGACGAAGAAGCGGGAUUUCGCGAUAAAGUGAUUGUUGUAACAAUUGUUUCCGUUCACAACAACAAGUGCGCGAAUUUGAUCUAUUGAUUCCGAAUUCGCCGAUCUUAUCUCACUCUCUACCGGCGUUACUUAUCAGUAAACACGAUAAAUCUGUAUAUAAUCGUGCAAAUUGAAAGACCAUGGCGGACGAGACGAAGGAAACCAAAACGGAAUCAGAGCACAUAAAUCUGAAGGUGUUGGGCCAGGAUAACGCGGUAGUACAAUUCAAAAUUAAAAAACAUACACCUCUUCGCAAAUUAAUGAACGCGUAUUGCGAUCGAGUAGGAUUGGCAAUUGCCGCUGUAAGAUUUAGAUUUGACGGCCAACCCAUAAACGAAUUGGACACACCCACGACAUUAGAAAUGGAAGAAGGAGACACAAUAGAGGUGUACCAACAGCAAACAGGUGGUCUAUGUUGAGAUCCAAGGUGUCACAUUUAUGAAUGGACUCUAAAUGAAAAUUAUAUAUAUAUUGUUUCAACCAUAAUUAUUUAAAAAAAAAGAUACGAUGUUUAUUUUCUUUUUUUUUUUUUUUUUUUUUUUUUUUACUCUGCUCUACAGAAAAAAAUCAAAGAGUUCUCUUUGUCUCAUAACAUGCAGGACAUUCCAUUGAGCAAGUCCUAUUUAUACUACUGACAGCUUUGUUUUUCUUAAAUGAUUUAUAAAAAAAGUAUAAAAUUUUCUUUUGUACGAUAUGCGAACAAAUAUUCUAUGAAUUGUGAAAGUGCAUAUUAUUAAUCAAAGUCUUCUAUUAUUAUAGUAUAGCCGUUUGUGAUUUUGUUAAUAAAACAACACAGUUGUUUACAAUGUAUCGUAAAACUACAAGCUCACGUUACUGUUAAGAAAAAAAAAAAAACAAUAUACAAAUAUUAAAUUAUGUAAAAAAAAAAAACAAAAAAAAAAAACGGCUAUUAUCGUCAUAAGAUUUUCUACAAAUCUCGCGAAUCCCCUGCAUACAUAAUUUGUACACAGUACACGAUGAGAAGCGACAUUGUAAUAAUGACAAUUUCAAAAUCUUUACUUAUAAUAAAUUCCCAUUUUUAGAUACUUCUCUUUUUAUGCUUGUAGCGAGUGUGUAGAAAAAAAUACUUUUAUACAGAUAAACGAAUAUUAUUAUUCAUUUUUUGUAUUGGUACAUACAGACACACACACACGCGCGCGCGCAAAAUCUUCAAAGUUGAUCUAAGAGCUUUUACAAAUAUAUCCAAGAUUUUGUAUUAAAUUGUUAUUUUAUGCAACACCCACACAUAAGACUUCGUAAAAAAGUAAAAAACAAAAAUAACUGGUAUAUGAAAUCUUUUUUCUAAAAAAUUUCACAUUUUAUUGCGAGCAACAGAAACUAUAGUGUUUUUCUUGUUCUUAACUUAAAUUGUAUAAUGUGUCUAGAAAAAAAGAAAGAUGAGUGUGUAAAACGAUUGUAAGAAAUAUACGCGAUAUAUUGUGUAUAUUAAAAUAUCACACUAAAAAAUUGCAUAUCUCUGCAGAGAAGACAACAAUACAAAAAAAAAAAAAAAAAAAAAAAAAAAAAAAAUGAAAUAUAUGAACACUAUAUUGUGGAGAAAAAUAAUUAAAAUCUAUUUACGUAUUAAUAUGCAACGUAUACAAUAUAAAUAAAACAUGUAAUAAUAUGUAUAAUACAUAGAUUUUUUUGCUAUUAUUUUUUAAUAUUACAAUAAUAAAGAGGAUAGAUUCUUGUUUUUAUCUCUUACAACAAAACGUAUAAUCGCAUCAAAAUAAAGAUUAAAAACUAAUAUUUUCUUCUCCGCAAACAAACUGCAGAUGUGAUACAAAUUUGUACCACAUGGCAACACUUUUUGGUACAUCAAAAAGAGAUAUACUAUGUACAAAAGAACUUCGUUAAAAAAGAGUCAAAGAUCACGGACAUGCACCAAAUGACACAUUAUACCGACACAUUGGAAAAUUAGCUACAAAGUUCAACAUCAAUGUUUUGUAAAUGGCGCUAACAAAGUUUCCUUCUCAAGGCCUGGUCUUUAACUCCAAAAAUGUGAGAACGCAAUUUAUAUGCAGUCCGAAAGAAAAUACAGAACAGAAAAAAAAAUACAGUAAAAGAACCAAUUGCAAAAAAACAAACGAACGAUUUCCGUUCCGCUUUUUUAGCAGCUCGAGAUUUACACAAGACAUACGUAAAUUUUAUGAGACGGAAUCAUGACUGGUUGAUUCCUCGCUAUAAUUUUUUUUGUUCCACAAAAAAAAAGAAUGAAAACGAGUUGUACCGGAAUUCGAAAAUACAGAUAUAUACAAAGAAUU